This is a messenger RNA of Penicillium canescens, 2058 nucleotides long. RefSeq lists its product as uncharacterized. Bases 1 to 2058 code for a protein of 685 amino acids. The transcript has a single exon. Gene Ontology annotation, biological process: peroxisome inheritance. Lineage: Eukaryota; Fungi; Ascomycota; Eurotiomycetes; Eurotiales; Aspergillaceae. The record is from RefSeq and is a predicted model, not a curated record. Gene Ontology annotation, cellular component: extrinsic component of intraperoxisomal membrane.
AUGCCUGAGUCCCCAGAGCCCUCAGGCCAGAUAAACUCCCUUCGACGCUCCCUCACCCUUCCCACCAAGUUAAACCCUCACGCGCAACGACGCUCGAGCGUCCCGAACACCCCCGAAAAUGUGAUCUUCUAUCAUCCGUCUGCGAAAAUCGUUCACUUUGCCCCCAGGGCGCUCGCCCCUAUUCCCUCUAGCUCAUCGCCAUCGGACUUCGACUACCCUGUUGACACUAUCGAAACACUCCCCUGGCGCUCCGCUACAGAGCGAACGGUCGCAACUGCGCCACUGAGACUAGAGAAAGUUCACGGCCUUACAGCGUUCCUCAAAUGUGGAAAUGUUGUUCAUGCAAUCCUGAAGAACUCCCAGUGCUGGUGUGUGGACGGCGUCUCGAAAUUUGUUUUGCGCAUUCGCCCUCUUACAUAUUAUCGCAUCGAAAUACCAUACGAAACCGAAGACGAUCAGAGUUUGGUCGCGGACCUGAAAGUUGCGCUGCCAACAGUGCUUCGAUAUGAGGUUACCCCAUGUCCUUUCAAACGCGCGUUCACUGUUGAGCUCCCCAAUGAUGCGAUGGCACCUCGGCGCAAGAAGGCUUGGCGGCCAAAAGACCAGCCCAGAGACCGCAAAGAAGGUGUACCCACCAUCUUAGAGUCCCCGCAAGAGACACCAUCACCUUCCUCCCUCAGAUCGGAAUGGAUUGACUCGACGAGCACUGGAGAAGACACCGAUGGCAACUGCACAGAUGACAGCGGAUUCACCUCGCAUAAGGCUAGUAGCACCAUUCUGGAGACCAUUCCCGAUGAUCGUGAACCGUCCCCUGUUGAUACGCUGGACCCUCCCAGGUAUCUUGGGCCUUCUAGGCGCUCGGUGACUGAAACAACGCAGACUUUCACCAGCCUGCUUGCAAAAUUCGAGGCUACAUCAGUUUCAGAUGAUGAAAUUGACUCCGGGUCUGAGCGAAAGACCGAAGAUGUGUCCAGUGUUGAGGUUACGCCGCAACCAGUUACCGAAUCAAAAUUAUUCUCUGCCAACGUUGAACCUGAACCUCAAGUCGCGGGGAAUUCUGAAGCCGAGCAUGAAUCAGCAUCUGAACAAGAAGCGAUAUCUCCACUGGCAGUAGAAACAAAGGCUGAGGAUUCGCAUAAAGUUACGGAAGCCCCGCCUACAAUUCAUGACGAGCUUGAGCCUGAAAUUGUGUCUCAUGUUGAAUCCACACACACAGUCCAGCCCGAAGCAGUGUUGGCAGUGAAGCCAACAGUGAGAGUCGAAAUUCAAUCCGCCCAUGAAGACACCCAAGAUGUUGAUCAUGAUGUCUCUUUCGCGUCCAGUCCUGAGUCGUUUCAUUCAGUUGAGCCCGGCUCGCCAGAUUCAGUCUCCACUCGUCCUACGUCCGCGGGAGGUCAUGACCUCCCAGAGCAAAGCUAUAUGUUUGAUUGGCCAAAUGCGAAUGAAACAAUCUCGCAUAUGGAAGCUGCGGAUUUAAGUCCUUGCAACAAACCACAGUCCUCGGCCAGCAAUAGCUUGCCAAGUGAUGCACCGAAAGUCAACGCAGCAUCUGCCCAGCAUCCGCUCGACCACACAAACAAAGAUACUUCAAAGCGCUCUACAGAUGCAUUCUCAGACACCAAGAUAUCAGACACCAAGACUCGCUCACGGCCUGCCAGUCGGCCUCCUGCUCCUAAUACCGAUUUCGACCACAUGAGCUUCGAGUUCCGCCGACGCGCAAGGGCCACAAGAGAACGCGAUGUCUCGCCUAUGCCUCCCUCGUCGGCUCUAUACCGACCGUCACAGGGCGACGAUGCCACGUCGUUCCUCUCCAAGGCUCUCACUCUAGUUUUGGUUCCGCCGGUCCACCUUUUUAUUAUUCUCAUUCACAUUGCUGCGCGCAUUGUCAUCAACCCAAAUAUCAACACCAGCCCACGUGAACCCUUAACUAAUACCCGGAAAACCGGCACCGAGUCACCUCCAGUGGAUGAUUUCAGUUUUCCGUUGGAGCCUCAAGUAUCUUCGGAGUACGAGGAUGCUGAGAUCACCCGCAAACUGGACCCCUGGGACUUGGACUAG